CCAAUCAAUCCAAUAUCCAGCACCGUAGAGAGAGAGAGAGAGAUUCAAAAUGGCGAACUUGUCCGCCUAUCGUGUUUACGCCAGCACUGUUAGCUCCGUUGAAAAUCUCCCAUAUGCGAGCCUCGACAAAGAAAUGCAUAUCGUUCUGGCCUUCGCCAGAGAUUACGAUAUGUAUCGGCGUUACACGACAGGAAAAUUUGAGGCAUAUUUUGAUAAAAGUAAGUUCGAUGCCCAGACUAUCAGAGCCAUCAAAAGGAAGGCAACUUCCACCUCCAUCAAGUUCUUCUUGAGCAUCGGAGGGCGUGACCCCGAAUUCCCAUUUGCUGUGACCUCUUCUGACGAAUCCAUGUGGAUCAAAAAUGCCACCGACACUCUCAAAAACAUCGUCCAGACUUUUGGUUUUGAUGGCAUCGACGUUUACUACGAACACAUCAAACCUGAUGCGGCAAAUCAGUUUCCCAAGGAAAACGAGGCACUUUUUGACUUUGUCGUCUACCAGAACCACUCUCAGCCUGGUCGUGUUUCCAAUUUUAAAGAGCUCGAACCCAUCUUCGACAGACUAGCUUAUCCCAAAGAGAAGAUCUUUGCUGGCCACAGUGAUGUCCUGCCAUCGGACUGGGCUAACGUCCCACAGCCCAUCUUCCUUGGUGCUGUUCCUCAGCUCCUCAACAAAGGAAUCUUUGGGAUUUCCAAGUGGAUUGUGACCCCUAAUGAUCAUAACCCUGAGAGCAAGUGA
Prosopis cineraria is the source of this 736-nucleotide messenger RNA. RefSeq names its product ruBisCO-associated protein-like. The transcript is spliced from 2 exons. Lineage: Eukaryota; Viridiplantae; Streptophyta; Magnoliopsida; Fabales; Fabaceae. The coding region runs from base 50 to 736 and encodes 228 amino acids. Gene Ontology annotation, biological process: carbohydrate metabolic process. The record is from RefSeq and is a predicted model, not a curated record.